GGCCAGUAACGGACUGUCGGUGCUGGGCUCGGCCAUCGUGCCUGAACAGAAGCCGCGACGUCCGCUGCCCGCCUACUGUCGUUAC
Iphiclides podalirius (scarce swallowtail) is the source of this 85-nucleotide messenger RNA. The record is from the annotation of a GenBank genome assembly. NCBI's taxonomy places the organism in Eukaryota, Metazoa, Arthropoda, Insecta, Lepidoptera, Papilionidae.